Molecule: messenger RNA, 2858 nt
Organism: Leptinotarsa decemlineata (Colorado potato beetle)
Lineage: Eukaryota; Metazoa; Arthropoda; Insecta; Coleoptera; Chrysomelidae
Product: SET and MYND domain-containing protein 4-like
Source: RefSeq, a predicted model, not a curated record
UUUCAUUUAUUCCACUGACUAUAUAACUUUAACGCUUUACCUAAUAUUUAUAAGUUCUGGGUACCAAUCCAGAUAUUUUUGCACAUACUAAUUGUAUAUUUCCAACAAAGAUUGUUCAAAUGGAAUAAUAAACUAUGUUAUUUUGGUUUUCUGGAUUAUAUCAUACCAAAUUCUUUUGUUCCAUAACAAUUCUUUCAUUCAAUUAUCAGUGUUUACUGGAACAUAAUUUGAUGCUAUACCACAUUGUCGCACAACGUAGUCUAGCAAUUGUUUCGUAACAUACUUUGAAGGAUGUAUACAUGUCUUGAAAUGGACUAAUUCUGGUAAAUUUUGCCAGAAGUCUGAAACUCUUCAUGUUAUCCAGGUAUUUAGAUUUUGUUUGGCAAAGUAUAAAGCAAGCCAAUGGUUUCUAGUCUGGUGAAACCUUUCUUUUAAAAGAGUCAGCAGUGUUGUUUUCUUCCAGGUCAGUCUGGCCAGGAAUCUAGACCAGAGAUAAUUUAUUGAGGUGAGUCUCUUUCAGCAGUUCACUACCAACUCAAGACUAUGCUCGUUGAAAGACUAGAGUUCCCUGGAACAUUCGUCAUCUUUCUCUGCAUUUUAUGUCUUGCUUUGUAGUGAAAAUCUGCUUCAUUCAAAACAAUUCAUCUAAAGAUGCCUGGUUUUCCUAUUUCCACAGUACUGUAAACGAUUGGCUCAGUUGAAAGAUGGUUUGUUGAGAGUUUUUUCACUCUAAUCUUGAUUUUUCUGAAAAAGUUACUCCACUCAACUUUUUUCGAAGCCUUGAAUUCUAAGACAGUUACUAGUAGAGAAAUCAUCGAUAGGACUCCAGGACUUGUCGCAUUUUACUGUUUUUGACACAUCACUAAAGGUGACACAAUCUGUUCUACAAUUUUUUUCGACUUAGAUUAUAUCAAAUGAGUAUUUCUAUGUUUGCUCAGAUUCCGGAAACAGGACUACAAUCAACAUGGAGCUUGAAUGUUAUGACAAAGUUUUAAAGGAUAUCAGUUAUCUUGAGGAAAUUGGAAAAUAUCCAAUUUCAUUGAAAUAUAGAAUAUUAUGGAGAAAAGCAAAGUGCUACGAAGCUCGUGGAGAUUUUGAAGCGGCGGACAUAUAUUACGAUGAAGCUCUCAAAUUAUUAACUGAGAACAACAAUUUAACAGAAGAAGAACUCCAGAAAAAAGUGGAAGCUCUUAAAUCUUGUAAAGAAAAUAAAAAUAAAAGAAAACAAGUGUCUCCAACUUCAACAUCCAGUUCGAGAAUUAUUCGAGACAUCGAAAAGUUUAAGGGAAGCAAAAAGUAUCCUUCCAUCAGUCCAUUCGUUGAUAUUAAAUUUGACGAUCGCUUAGGAAGACAUGCAGUAGCUAAAAAAGAUAUUUCAGUGGGGACUCUUAUCGUUAAAGAAGAUCCCCAUGUGGCUUUGCUAGACAAGGGCCGCAGUUUGACUCAUUGCCAAGUUUGUUUUGUAUAUGUUGAUCAGCUUAUCGUCCCUUGUUCCACAUGUACAAAUGUUGUCUUCUGUAGCAGUGACUGCAAGAAACAAGCGGACGCAUCUUUUCACAAAAUUGAAUGCCCAAUUUAUCCAACCCUCAUCAGCAGCUUCGAUAAGCUGAUGUCUUUAAGAAUUCUUACUCAGAGAGGAUUUGAAUUUUUUGAUGAGCAAAGAGAUAAAUUGUUGAGCGACUUAGAAUUGCAUUACCAAGGUUUAACUAAAAAAGAAGUUUAUCAUUCUGAUGAUUAUGAUAAUAUGUUAUUCUUGUAUCGAAAUGUUAAUCAAAAGUCUAGCGAGCAGUUAUAUCUUAAUGUAGCAGUAUAUUUGCUCCGCAUCUUAAAAAAAACGGACUUUUUUCCUUUUGAAACAGAUGACAAAGUUCUUCAUGAUGAAGAACUCUUCAUUGGACGACUCAUUCUCAGACAUUGCCAGCUGAUGGCUUGUAACGUACAUGAAAUAACUCAACUGAAAUAUCCCGAUUACAGCCUUGUCCAGAAACAUGCUGGGGAGAAGAAACAAUUAGUCGAAUCUAUUGGAGUUGGAUUAUUUCCUACUUUUGCAUUUUUCAAUCAUGCGUGUGAACCAAGUAUCAUCAGGUACAGUGAUAAAAAGAGAAUGUUGGUGAGAACAAUAAAACCGAUAAAGGCUGGAGAUAUUAUUUAUGAUAAUUAUGGCCCGAACUACUUAUUCAUGAAACUGCGAGAUAGGCAGCAAAAUCUAAAGACCGACUUCUUUUUUAAAUGCACCUGCACAGCAUGCGUAGAGAAAUGGCCUUUGGCUUCGAAUUUGGAAACAGUUCUAAAGAUUCCCUGCAAAACUUCCACUUGUGAUUUUGUGUUUUCUUUAACACGUACUAGAAGACCACGACGUUGUGUGCUUUGCCGCAAAGAGCUUACUAGUGCUCAUAUCAAGGAAACCACCGAGGCCAUCGAACGUCAUUAUAAUAAAGCAGAAAAGUUGUUUCACGAACAAAAAUUUGAUGAUGCAUUGAAAGCCUAUAAAACUGUGUUAGACAUCAAGUAUGCCCACACUAAACGCCCAGAUCUAGACAUAGUCAGAGUUCAAGAACGGAUGGAGCAUAUUUAUGCCAGAAAUGGAAAUGUUGCCCAUUCCAAAUAAAUGAUGAUUUCUUUUAUGAUCCCGAAAUUAUUACUUGUUCGUGUUUAUUCAUUACUUAUGUUCAUGAAGUGUUUUUUCAUAUCAAGCAUGUUUCACGUUUACUGGUUCAUAAAUCUUGUCGUUAUAUUUGUUUGUAUUGAAUUGAGUAGUUUGUGUAGUGUUUUAGAUUUCCUGUUUAAUCUGUAUUUACUGAUUCAAUGUUCAAUAUGUAUUUUAUGAAAAGUUCUCAAUAAAGAAUCACAAAAACAUC